CUUCGCGGUGGCCAGGGACGAAGUGGCACGAUGUCGGUCUCGGAGCGCGAGCAGCUGAGCUCGGCGUACGACAUGGCGAUCGAAGCCAGCACGGGCGGCCGCGGUGCGCCGGCGGAAGAGGUCUACUACGGCUUUGGCGUCUUUAUGGGCAUCUCGGUGAAGAAGCUCAAGGAGCUUCGCGAAGAGAUGCAGAAGCGCAACAACUCGUCGCGCUUCGAGACGUUCCAUGGCGACGGCAACGAAGCCGGUCACGACAAUGAAGAGACCGAGGACGACGAAGACAUGUACGAGGCCGAGCCGCCCAGGGCCAAGACGCCGCCACGUGUCGAGAAGAAGGCCAUCGAACGUCGGACGAGCGAGCGCCGCGCAGCCAAGAAAGAUGCAGCGCGCCCCGUUGCGAACGCACGCGAGAUUGCGGCCCCCGCGCCCAUCACGACGGCGGCGAUGCCCGUCUACAGCGCGCCACCGCCGCAACAACAUCAACAACAACCGCCGCCACCCAAGCCUAUGCAUAUGCCGGUGUACGGGAUGUCAUCGCACACACCGUCGGCCGCGCCGUCGCUGACCACUCCGAUCGAGAAGACGCCGUACACGAUGGACCACAUGCCGCAGUCGUCGCAGAUGCCCCCGCCGAUGAACCCAUCCGCGCCGUACCCCGGUGCACAGCAUGGUAUGCACGCGCCGCCGUCGUAUCAAUCCUCCAACGGGUACGCCCCGCCCCCGCACGCGAUGAUGCAGCAGACGCCGCAGCACCCGUCGAUGCAGUAUGCGCCACCACCGCAGCAGCAGCAGCAGCAGCAGCACGUGCAGUACAUGCAGCAGCAGCAACAGCCGCCACCGCCGCAGUACGGUGCGCCGUACCACCAGUCGUACCAGCAGCCGCCGCCACAACAGCAACCGCCGCCCGCGCCCGUGUACAGUCAGAUGCCACCGGCGCCGUCGAUGCACGACCGCCAGGGACCACCGCAACUGCAACACAUGCAGCAUCACCACCAGGGGUAUGGCAACCCGCCGCCGAUGCAGUCGCAGUCACCGUACCAGCAAACGGGGUACCAGCACAGCCAGGCGCCGGCGUAUGCCCCACCGCCGAUGAAUGCCCCGGGGCACGAAGCACAGCAGCCGUACGCCAACCAAAUCCCGUCGCCAGCCCCGCAAGGCGGACUCGGGCGACUGCUGCCGCCGCCGCCGUCGCAGGGCAUUCCGUCGCUGAGCGGGUUUGGUGCCAAGCCGCUGCCGUCGCUCGGCUUUUCGUCAGCGCAACCGCCGUACGCGCCAUCGAACGCACCGCAGCAGGGCUACUACAACCAGCCGCCGCAGCAGCAGCAACCGCCGCAGUCGUACCAGCAGCAGUCGUAUCAGCCACCGCCGUCGCACCAUCAACAACAGCAGCAACACCCGCAGUACGCGCAGCACCAAACCAACUACCCGCCCCACCAAUACGCGCCGCCACCGCACCAAAUGCAGCAACCGCCGCAGCAAGCGCCCGGCGCGCUGCCGUCUGUCGCCGACCUCUCGAAACGAUCGUCCAUGAGCUUUAUUUUAGACUAACUCGUUGUCGUGGUCGAGCACUAACUACUACUAUGUUUACAGUACUAGAUUUGACUUAUUGCA
This is a messenger RNA of Saprolegnia diclina VS20, 1611 nucleotides long. RefSeq lists its product as hypothetical. The transcript has a single exon. The record is from RefSeq and is a predicted model, not a curated record. Lineage: Eukaryota; Oomycota; Saprolegniomycetes; Saprolegniales; Saprolegniaceae. Bases 31 to 1548 code for a protein of 505 amino acids.